Messenger RNA from Penicillium soppii, 522 nucleotides. RefSeq lists its product as uncharacterized. Lineage: Eukaryota; Fungi; Ascomycota; Eurotiomycetes; Eurotiales; Aspergillaceae. The record is from RefSeq and is a predicted model, not a curated record. The transcript has a single exon. The coding region runs from base 1 to 522 and encodes 173 amino acids.
AUGGAGACAACCGGUAUGAAAGUAGCACGCGAGAUCUUCAUCGAAAAGCGAAACGUCCUCGUCACCAAGCUCGAAGUAUUAUCCCGCCAAUUGGAAGACAAGAACGGUACUGCAAUCGCAAGAGAACUAUACCGUUUGAGCAAAGAACUAGAGGAUUGCUCCUCUGCUGGACAAGAUCUCGAAGAACUGUGCGACUGCAUCCAUGGAAAAUGCUGCAACCUCGCAGCCAUCAUGCAAGAGAUCGCUGAGCAGAUCAAUUUCGACAAGACUGAGUUUGACGAGAAUGAUUUUCACCAAGCCAAUUUUUCUUCCUCGCUCAAGAAAAUAUAUGCGAUGUUCGCUAUGCAUGUUGGACGAUUGACUCUGGAUAAUCAUCGCAUGGUGGAUGGUUACGCAUUGCACUUCGUGCAGAAAGUCAACGAAGAGGAUUCCAAAUGGGCACAUCAAGCCCAGCGCAAUCCGAAACUUUAUGAACCUUUGGAUGCGUAUGAAUCGAGUUCAGGAACCUGGUCCUUGGUGUAG